Messenger RNA from Sporothrix brasiliensis 5110, 1680 nucleotides. RefSeq lists its product as uncharacterized. The transcript is spliced from 2 exons. The record is from RefSeq and is a predicted model, not a curated record. Bases 1 to 1680 code for a protein of 559 amino acids. NCBI's taxonomy places the organism in Eukaryota, Fungi, Ascomycota, Sordariomycetes, Ophiostomatales, Ophiostomataceae.
AUGCGUCUCCAUCUUGCCCUGUUGGCCGCCACGGCCGAGGCGGUCAUUCUCAUGGCCACCGACCACCUCCAGGACGCCGCCGGCUUCACCAUCGAGCUGCCGGGCCACGCCCUCGCGUCGGCCUCGACUGUUGCCCAAGUAAACGCACAAAAUGGCGACACUGCCGCUGCUGCGGCGCCCAUUCUCGGCUGCACCACCAGCUCCUUUUCGACGCCGAGCUGGCUCGUCCGCAAUUUGACCUUGAACCGCACCGACGACAGCGUCACGUUCGACCUCCUCAACCGCGCCACCAACUACACCGCCUUCAUUGGCUGCGCCAACGCCACGGCCGACGAGAGCAAGCCCGACGUGUAUGCGCACUGUGAUGUGCAGACGGACCCUGCGCCCAGCGACGACUCGCUGCUGGCGCUCGUGCGCGUGACGGCCAAGGGCACGGCGGCGGAUGUGCUGCUUCGGCAGAGGUGGGCCUGCAGCGACCGCACGACGGCAGCGGUCCAGCCAAUCAACUUCUCGGCGGCCGGCAACAGUUCCACGGUGCUCGCGUGCGGCGCCGCCGGCUGUGUGGCGGUCGACUCGCCCCUGCUCGUCCGGGGCAACCUCGCCGCGCCCGUGGCCAUCCACCCGGCACCUGCCGACGGCCCCAUUGGCCACAGCAAGGCCGGCUGCUCCGCGGCGGCCAGCAAACCACCCUCGUGGUCGCUGCAGAGCGUCUACUACCUCAACCAGACGGGCGACAACGGGGCGACCGCGAUCUCGUCGCAGACGCUGAUGCUGCAGGUCAUCAACCACGCGAUUGGGUACCAGGCCGGCUGCACGGGCUUCUUGUCCGACGACCUGUCGACCAAACCGGUGUCGUUUACCUGCGCCGGGCAGGGCUACGACUUUCUCGGCAGGGACCAGUACCGGAUCCAGACGCAGGCGCUCUUUGAGCCGGCAACGUUCAACUUUACCGUGAACCAGACAUGGUACUGCGAUGACACGGACGAGGGGAAACCGGUCAGCAUCACGGCCAGUGGCAGCACGGUCCUGCCGCUCAACUGCACGAGCGUCGCUGUCGGCGCGGGCGACAAGGUGGGCAACAAGACGACGUGCCUGUCCAAUGGCGACAUUGUAGUGCAGGCCCAGCACCCCGGCACGGUAACGUCGCUGCCGCCGUACUCCGUCACCGAUCCGCUGCCCACACCCGACGGCUGCACGGUGUCGUCGAUUGUGGGGCCGGCCUGGACGCUGAGCAGCUUCGAGAUUGACAGUGAUCCCAAAGGAAACAGGACGGCGAACAUCACCUCCGUCGGCUUCGAUCUCCGGCUUGCCACUGGCACCAACGAGGCCACCUAUCCGAUCAGCGUCUAUCAGGGCAGGGCUGUCGAGGGCAGGCCGCAGUGGUUCCACUGCACGUUUGGUGCCGACGAGAUCCCGCUGGCGCCGUACAACUGCACGUAUACGUACGAUGCUGCGGCCAAGCAGCUGACACUGGCGGCCGACUGGAUCUGCAGCGACCUGGACAGAGAGCGCCCGGUUCUCUUCAGCGGCACGGCGACGACGGCCAUCUCGAAGCCGUUUAGUUGCUCGACAGCAGGUGGCCAGACACAGUGCCUGACGGACGAGACGGCGUCCUGGAACGUGCCCAUUACCAACGUCACCUGGCGGGCGGCCGACAAGGAUGUGCUGGCGCCGUCGUAG